Amphiprion ocellaris (clown anemonefish) is the source of this 2837-nucleotide messenger RNA. Its product is annotated as cytohesin-3-like. Gene Ontology annotation, biological process: regulation of ARF protein signal transduction. Gene Ontology annotation, molecular function: guanyl-nucleotide exchange factor activity. The record is from RefSeq and is a predicted model, not a curated record. Bases 20 to 1225 code for a protein of 401 amino acids. Lineage: Eukaryota; Metazoa; Chordata; Actinopteri; Pomacentridae. The transcript is spliced from 13 exons.
UCGCUCCAACAACAACAACAUGGCCAUACGCAGAAAAGACAGCUUCCUCUGGGGGAAAGCUCCACCGAAACUCCCCCUAGCAGAACGCAGGCAGGACGACACUGUCAAGAGCCAUAAGUUCGAGCUGCUGGAUGACAUUCAGAAGCUGAGGUUGGAGAUCAAUCACGUCAUGCCAGAAAUCCACAGCCCUGACCCUAAGGAGCACAAUAAAAAUGUUGUUAAGAACAGGAGAUUCCUGCGAGGAAAAAAGAAAUUCAACAUGGACCCCAAAACUGGCAUCUACUACCUGGUUGAAAAUGGACUUCUUGAAUGGCAAUCAGACUCAGUGGCAGAGUUUCUCUACAAAGAGGAGGGACUGAAUAAAACCGCAAUUGGCAACUUCUUGGGAGAAAGAGAGGAAAUGCAUCUGGAGAUACUGAAAGCGUUUGUGGGUCUGCAUGAGUUCUCAGACCUGAAUUUGGUGCAGGCGUUGAGACAGUUUCUGUGGAGCUUUCGUCUCCCAGGAGAAGCUCAGAAGAUUGACAGGAUGAUGGAGGCGUUUGCAACUCGCUACUGUGACUGUAACCCAGGGGUCUUCCAGUCCACAGACACCUGCUACAUCUUGUCUUUUGCCAUCAUCAUGCUCAACACGAGUCUCCACAACCCCAACGUGAAAGACAAACCCAGUCUACAGCGAUUUGUGUCCAUGAACAGAGCCAUCAACAACGGAGAGGACCUGCCCACCGAGCUGCUCACGAAACUGUAUGCGAGCAUCCGCAGCGAGCCUUUCAAAAUCCCAGAGGAUGAUGGGAACGACCUCACGCUGACGUUCUUUAAUCCAGACAGAGAAGGCUGGCUCCUUAAAAUCGGUGGGCGAGUUAAAACCUGGAAGAGGAGGUGGUUCAUUUUGACGGACAGCUGCCUGUACUACUUUGAAUACACCACAGAUAAAGAUCCAAUCGGGAUUAUUCCUCUGGAGAACCUUUGUGUCAGGAAGCUACAAGACACAAGCAAACCGUACUGUCUGGAGUUAUAUAACCCCAAAGGACAAAAGAUCAAGGCCUGCAAGACGGAGAACAAAGGCAGAGUGGUGCAGGGUAAACACCAGUCUUAUAAGCUCAGUGCAGGCAGCGCAGAAGAACGGGAUGACUGGAUCGAGGCCAUCAGGGCGAGCAUCACCAAGGACCCUUUUUAUGACCUGGUGUCUCUACGCAAGAGGAAAGUCAUCAGCAACACUUCCUCAUAGGAGUGAAAAAUCUGUGGAAACUGGCAGCACCUGGACAUGUUUGAAUACAUGAAUCAAUCUGAGCUUCAAUGAGAGAAACUUAAUCAGAACAGGAAUGUGCAAACUGGGAAGUGACACUUGUAGUAUGAAAGAAGAAACGUGAACUUAAUGGGUUGCAGUAUAAAGUCUUCACAUCACUUCUGCAAACUGCAUGCACUACUGCUCCGACUUCAAGGGCUAAUGAGUCCUACUGACAAACACCUGCUGCAGGAAGAGGAAGAGGAAGAGGAAGGUUACAGGUAGCUGGUCUGUGACUGUCAUCAGUGUUUUACUGAACUGUUGGUGCAAACCCUAGAGGCCUUUGAAUUCACAUUUCAAGUUGAGAAGUCAGGCAGACUGCCGCAAAGAGACCCAAACUGACCACAAACACGCAAAAUGAGAAAAGAGAAUCAAACCAACAACAGACAAAUGAUCACCACGGCAAAGACACUCAAAACGACGACAAUCAGGCUCUAAAUUAUCACAAAGAGAACUCAGUAUGUCUGUAGAGAGACUGAAAAGACACACAGAGAGACAUGACAUGACCAUAAAGAGGCUAAAAAUGAUUAGACCCCAAAUAACCACAAAGAAUCCCAAUGUGGCUGCAAAGUGACUCAAAAACACCACGAAGUAGCACAAAUCAACUACAAAUGGACACAAAAUACCACACAGACACAAAAUGAGCACAGUCACAAAUGAAGCCUCUGAAGACUAUGAAGAAAGCUAAAAAGGCUGUAAAUGGACUCAAUGGACAAACAGAGAAAAUGACUGCCAAGACACACAAAAUUACCACAAAGAGGCAAAAAAGGCUACAAAGACGCUUAACCUGACAACAGACAAAAUGACCACAAAGAGACACGAAAUAACUUCAAAGACUGGCAAAAUGACGGCAAAGAGGGAAAAAAACAACAACAAAACAAGCAAAAAGCCUGCAGAGACAUAAAAUGGCCACAAAGAGAUUCCAAAUGACCACAGAAAAUUCCAGAUAACCACAAUGGGACCCAAAAGGAUCACAAACAAAUCUAAAAUGACUGUAAUUAGAAAAGAAAUGAUCACAAAGACACAAAAAAUGGCUCUAAAGAUACAAAAACAUCCACUAAGAGAUGCAAAACAAUGGUAAAAAUGUAUAAAGCCUCAGUAACAUGGUCCAGGGGAGUUAAUAUUUAUUAUUUCAUGUCAGAAUACUUAAAGUUGUUUAUGUCAAAUAUGUUUAUUCCUCUGAUUAAUGUAGCUUUUAAAAUGUACAGUUCAUUAUUGUAUAUUGAGGGCUUUACCUUUAAGUCUGAACACUUUCACUAGUUUGAUCUAAUCUGCUGUUCUCACACCAUAUCCUGUAGAGUGCAAAUGUAAAAAUGAUGAGUCAAAUCUCGCUGGUUUGAUCCUUCAGAGAAAUGAGUGUAGCACUUUGUUAAAACUGUUUUCAUCCUUCAGAGAAAACAUGAAUCUUAAAAGGAGAAGUUGUAUGAAGGAUUAUACACUUUUCCUACUCCACUUAUUUUUGAAAUCCUUAAAUCCUUUUUUUUGUCUUACUGUAAAUACAGAUUUAAAAGCUAAACAUAUUUUCAAGUUCCAAUUUUAACUUAUGAACCACAGA